Molecule: messenger RNA, 1134 nt
Organism: Oldenlandia corymbosa var. corymbosa
Lineage: Eukaryota; Viridiplantae; Streptophyta; Magnoliopsida; Gentianales; Rubiaceae
Source: the annotation of a GenBank genome assembly
UUGGUAAAGACUAAAGGGGCAGAAAUAAAUUAGGUUAGAUUAAUGGGGACCUUUCAGCAAUACCAAUCCUCCUAAUCUCAAACCAAAAAAAAAUAAAAAUUGGGGAAAUACUAGGGCGGGCCAAAUUAUCUCAGAUUUCCCUCUCCUUUAUUUCAUUUCAUUUUCAAAAUUUCGCCUUUGGCACAUUCUCGGUUUUCUGCUUCCCCUCUGAUUCCGUUAACAAAGGGAAAGCCCGAUAACUAUUUUUGGCACACGAAAUCGGCCAUGGCGGCGUCUGUAAUUGAGAUAAUAGACGAGGAGUGGGAGCUCGUCAACGACGAUGGGUUUGUUUACAAACGCAAGAAGCGACCCCGCCUUGAAUCUACUGCCGAUGUUGCUUCUGCAUCAGCUCCUCCCCCACCAGAUCCGGCGGUUGAAGAGAAGAAUCGCCGGCAGAGGAAAAAGAUGGCCCUCCUUAAGCUCAGAGAGAAGUACCAACAAGAAAUUCUUCAGUGGGAACAACUGUCGAACAGGUUGAAUGAGGUGCAACAGAAAUCCCCAAUCCUUCAAAAGCAUAAAUCCGCAGAAUCUAACGAGGUUUCUGCCAGUUCCUCACCUCAGCCGGAAACACUGCCGGGCUCAUCUGGGCGGCAGCUAGUCGACGAGCUCCUUUCCCUGGCCGAGGCCCAGGAAGCUAUAAUCGAAGAUUUAUCAAAUCUGUGCGAUAUAGCUGAAGGACUGUGUAGUAAAAGAGAAGAGGAAAUGAAGAAAAAAUUCACGGAGCUGCCUAUUUGGAAAUCUUCACCGCGUGAACUGAUUGUGUCACUGUGUCAAGAUUGAAUCUUUAUCACGGAUUUGCCUCGUCUUAGAUGAAAGUAGUAGUAUUAGAGGCAUCCCAAUUGUCAAAAAGGUAUGAGUAACAUUUGUGGAAUGCUAAUGGAUUGCCUCUGCUCCAGAAAAUGUAGUUCAGGUUAAAAGACAUUGUAAUGUAGUCUCUGUACAAAAUGAUGAUGUUAGGUUUCUCAUUGCAGUUCACACUUUCAUUGUUCAAGAGGGGAAUUGAGUUUGCAAUGUACUUCAUUCAAGAGUCAAAACUUAAGGCUUUGUUUGUUUUUUUUUUUUGGGUUUUUCAGAAUUUAAUAUUAAUAACUGUCU